UGAGAUUAUGUUUGGUAUAAAACAGCUAGUCUUAAAAUAUAAUAUUCUGGAAUAAUUACCUAUUUUAUGCUGUCAAGUUUUUGUUUUACCUGCUCUGUACGUUGUAGCACUAUUUUAGUUAAAAUAUGGGAAAAAAUAAGAAGUCAAACACGAAGCAUCCAGAUUUGGGUAGAAGCUUAAUCAAGGGAAAAAACCAAGCAAAAAGAAGUGUGCAAAGGGCUGGUAAAGACUCCUGGCUGCAUACUAGUGAAGUUCAAGAUGGAUACGAUUGGAAUAGAUUAAAUUUACAGUCAAUAACAGAGCAAAAUACACUGGAUGAGUUUUUAGAGACUGCGGAAUUGGCUGGUGUCGAAUUUACUGCAGAAAAACUUAAUGUGAAGAUAGUUGGAACAGGUAGUGUCACUGGUGUGCUUGGUGAUGCAGAGAAAGAAUCAGUGAAGAAACUUCAAGAAGAAAAUAGAAGCUUUGUUACGAUACCACGACGGCCAAAGUGGGAUGUAAAUACAUCUUCAGAAGAAUUAGCCCUACUUGAGAGAGAAGCAUUUUUGACCUGGAGAAGAACCUUAGCAUUAUUACAAGAAGAAAAGCAAUUAUUGCUAACGCCAUAUGAAAAGAAUUUAGAUGUGUGGCGGCAAUUAUGGAGGGUUAUUGAAAGAAGUGAUGUCAUCUGUCAAAUUGUUGAUGCACGUAAUCCACUGCUGUAUAAAUGUGAUGAUCUAGAAUCUUACAUAAAAGAAGUAGAUCCAUCAAAGAAGUUUAUUAUCUUGAUCAACAAAGCAGACUACCUUACUGAAACACAAAGAUCUUAUUGGUUAAACUAUUUUAAUACGCAGAGGUCUAAAGUUAUAUUUUGGUCAGCACUGGAAGAAGGUAUGGUGGAUGAGGAAACAACUGACAUACAAGAUAGAGAGCUUUCUGACGAAGUAAAGUCAUUGCUAUUAACACAAUCGAUUAAUCAAGAUGCAAUAUCAAAAGAGGAAGACUCGAGAAUCGACAAGAACGUUAAACAACAUGAAGAAGAAAAUACUACAGCUUUCAUAGACAGUGUUGUGGAAACAACAGAAGAUUGUGAAUGUCCAAAAAGUGAUAACAUUUCUGAUAAUAAUAAUACAGAACUUUUAUCUCGUAAAAGACUUCUAGAUUUUUUCAGAUCCUUUGAACAAACUGAUGCAAAAAAUAAGAAGAGUUAUUUAACUAUUGGCUUGGUGGGAUAUCCUAAUGUUGGAAAAAGUUCAACUAUAAAUGCUUUAAUGCAGGAAAAGAAAACAGCGGUUUCGGCUACUCCAGGGAAAACUAAACAUUUUCAGACAUUAUUCAUCGAUGACAACCUUUGUUUAUGUGAUUGUCCCGGCUUAGUGUUCCCAACCUUUGUUUCUACCAAAGCAGAGAUGGUUUUAAAUGGAAUUUUACCAAUUGAUCAGCUAAAAGAUUAUAUUGCACCAUCAACAAUACUUGCACAAAUGAUACCAAAAAAGAUUAUUGAAAAUACUUAUGGAAUCAAUAUACCAAAGCCAAAAGAAGGGGAGAAUCCAAAUCGUCCACCAUCAGCUGAGGAAAUGCUGUCUAGUUAUGGACGAAUGAGAGGUUUCAUGACUAAUAAUGGUUUACCUGACUGUCCAAGAGCUUCCAGAUAUAUUUUAAAAGAUUUCAUUAAGGGAAAACUUUUGUAUUGCCAUCCUCCACCAGAUGUAUCUGAAGACAAAUAUCAACCAUGUACAAUAAGUCAAAAAUUUGUCGACAAAAUGUUAAUGAGAGAGGAAAAAGAAUCUAAAAGAAAAGACAAAAAUAACGAGGUAGAUAUGAAUGAAGUUGACAAAGAUUUCUUUUCAGAGAAACCACCAGCAGCACAUUUUAAAGCUCCCACGGGAAGCCAACAUGGACCACAACUUAUCAUUGGAAAUGACGUCAUACAAAAACCUUGGAAGAGACAUGGUAAUAAAAACAAAAGAGAAAAGUUGAGAAGAAUUUACAACAAUAACAACUGAUGCAAGUUCAUUAUAUAUCAGCACUGUAAAUAAGUGAACCUGGACGUCAUUUUGAGAAGUGGUGCUACAGGAAACGAAAACGAACAUGAAGCAAACAUAUUUCUUUAAAAUUUAAAAAGACUCUUUUUUUUACUUUAUAUCUAAUAAAAUAACGAGGGAAUUGUUAUUUUUAACAUUUAUUCAGAAAAUACGGCAUGCUAUUUAUUUACAAAUAUCAAAUGUUCAACGACUUUGUUCAGUUGUUGAACUUUGUGGAGUUUUAUAUAGCUACCAAUAUGAAUAUUUCAAAGGGAGUUCUGAGUACAAUAAAACAUAUUAAAAACUACAUCAACAAAGACUUGUCACUUGAAUAGUCAGCGAUUUUUACAUACUAAAGAGCUUCUUUUUUAUGAAAAUAGAAUUGUUGAUAAGUUGAUAAACUUUUUGGUAGAUAUCAACUUCACGAACAUAGAGACACCUUGCCUCGAUUAUUCAAUUUAAAUAAAAAUCAUGUUGGCUCAAUAUAAAUGCAUCCCACCUGCUUACUUAGGAAACUAUUUACACACUAAACUCAAUUCCUUGCUUUCCAAAAUCUUGCUUUUCUACAUCUGCAAUCUUGAUAGGCAGGGUUUUUUUCUUCCUAUAACACAACAAAUAGAAAUUUCAGUGUGAAAAACCUUCAAAGUACAGAGCAAUAUUUUUUUUUACUACCAAGGUUGUAAAGGUGUCAAAAUUUGUCCGUUAUUUAGUAACAUAACAUGUUUAUUGUUUAAGAAGAAACAUGAAAGUAUAAUACAAUUAUAAAUAUCAAAAUAGAUUUUUACAUUUGACAAUACUGUAUGUUUUGUUUUUCAAUCUUACUUGUGAUACCAUUUAUGUAUGCUAACUAAUACAUUACAUGCUGACUGUGUAUAA
Molecule: messenger RNA, 2879 nt
Organism: Hydractinia symbiolongicarpus
Lineage: Eukaryota; Metazoa; Cnidaria; Hydrozoa; Anthoathecata; Hydractiniidae
Product: large subunit GTPase 1 homolog
Exons: 16
Coding region: 126-1985 (619 amino acids)
Biological process (GO): ribosomal subunit export from nucleus
Cellular component (GO): cytosol
Molecular function (GO): GTP binding; GTPase activity
Source: RefSeq, a predicted model, not a curated record